AUGGCGCCUCGCACCGAGUUCAGCUCCGAGCAGGUCCGGGGCAAAGCUCGCAAGGACCUGCUGUACCUGCUGGAGGGUGUACGCGGCAAGAAGAACCUCGUCUUUGAUCGCACCCUGGUCGGGCCCAUCGGCACCGUUGUCAAGGUCGCGACCCUUCAGGAGUACGGCGUCGACAAAUUCUUCAUCCUCGAAAACGACAACGUCGACUCGAGUCAGCACAACGUCGUCUUCGUCGCAAGAGGCGAAUGCGGCCAGCACAUCGAGGCCAUAGCAGCCCAGAUCAAGCGAGUGCAACGCGAAAGCCAGACCACCCAUGACUUCCACAUCUUCUGGGUCCCCCGCCGGACCUUGGUUACGGAUCAGCUGCUCGAGGAAGCCGGCGUGCUGGGCGACGUCAACAUCGCCGAACUGCCGCUCUUCUUCUUCCCGCUCGAAAAGGACGUCUUGUCCCUGGAGCUCGAUGAUUCCUUUCGAGAUCUCUACCUGUCCAAGGACGUCACGCCCAACUACCUGUUGGCCAGGGCCCUCAUGGAGGUCCAGCAGAAUCACGGUCUGUUUCCGCGCAUCAUCGGCAAGGGCGACAAUGCGAAACGAGUGGCCGACAUGCUCUGUCGCCUGCGCCAGGAACUGCUUGCAGGCGAGGACGCCACCGACUCGGGCAAGACGGGCCUCACGCCCAGCACGACCAACGAGAGCGUCAUCAUCAUCGAUCGAGAGGUCGACUUUGUCACCCCCCUCCUCACGCAGCUGACGUACGAGGGUCUCAUCGACGAAUUGUUUGGGAUCCAAAACAACCAGGCCAAGGUCGAUACGACUGUCGUCGGGGCACCGGCGCAGUCCUCGGCGGCGACGUCGCAGAGCAGGAAACGGACGAUACAGCUAGACUCGAGUGACAGCUUAUACGACCAGCUGCGAGACGCAAAUUUUGCCAUUGUCGGCGGCCUACUCAACAAGGUGGCGCGGCGGCUGCAGCAAGUGCAGAGCGACUACGAAAGCAAGAACAAGACCAAGACGUUGGCCGAGCUCAAGGAGUUUGUGGGACGACUGCCCGGCUACCAGCAAGAGCACCAGAGCGCGAGGAUUCAUACGGGUCUCGCCGAGGAAAUCAUCAAGCACACCCGCACCGACCAAUUCAAGGGCCUACUGGAGGUACAGCAAAACCUGGCGGCGGGCGCCGACCCCACGUCCCAGCUCGACGGGAUAGAGGAACUCAUCGCCCGCGAUACCCCACUGCGUGAAACACUCAGGUUGCUGUGCAUUUACUCUUGCAUAUCCGGGGGGGUGAAGCCCAAGGAGUAUGACCAGUUUCGGCGCUUGGUUCUUCACGGCUACGGCUAUCAACAUAUUCUGACCCUGAACAACCUGGAGAAGCUCCAGCUCUUCCUGUCGCGCUCCUCGCCGCUCGCCGGCAUGAUUCCGAUGACGGGCGGCGCUACGGGGACCGGUACAAAGACGAAUUACACGUAUCUGCGAAAGCAGCUCCGGCUGAUCGUGGACGAGGUCCAGGAGGACGACCCAAACGACGUAGCAUACGUGUAUAGCGGGUACGCGCCCCUUUCGAUCCGACUCGUGCAGUGUGUGCUCCAGAAGCAAUACCUCCUCUCCGUCACAAAAGGCAACGGUGUCUCCAGCGCAGGCGGCGCGUCGUCCGGGGCAGCGACGCAGGGCUGGCACGGCUUCGACGAGGCCGUCAAGCACGUGCGCGGACAGACAUUUUACGAGCUCCAGAAGGGCGAGGACAAGGCCGUCAAGGCACGGGCAUUGCUCUCGGGAAGCGGGCACAAGCAGACGGUCUUUGUUGUUUUCGUGGGUGGAAUCACCUUUACGGAGAUUGCAGCGCUUCGGUUCCUGGCCAAGCAAGAAGAGGGUCGACGGAACAUUGUCAUCUGCACCACAUCCAUCAUUAGCGGCAACAGAAUGAUGGAUGCGGCCAUUGAAAAGGACUCUUUUGCGCAGCCGCAGGCAGGAGCAGGCAUCUCGGGCUGA
This is a messenger RNA of Hirsutella rhossiliensis, 1986 nucleotides long. RefSeq names its product sec1 family domain-containing protein. The record is from RefSeq and is a predicted model, not a curated record. The coding region runs from base 1 to 1986 and encodes 661 amino acids. Gene Ontology annotation, biological process: vesicle-mediated transport; intracellular protein transport. Gene Ontology annotation, cellular component: fungal-type vacuole; CORVET complex. NCBI's taxonomy places the organism in Eukaryota, Fungi, Ascomycota, Sordariomycetes, Hypocreales, Ophiocordycipitaceae. The transcript is spliced from 4 exons.